AGAAAAGGAGGGGGCGGGGUGGGGGGGUAGAAAAGCUAGAGGAGCGAGAGGCACCGAGAGUUUGGCAGCGAGAUAAAGAAAUCCCCCGAGAGCGCCAGCCCCGCGGGCCGAAGGGGCGCGUCCUACCCCGAUGUGACACACGCACCCUGCCCGAGCCCCGGCCCCUGCACGGCGGGGGUGAUGUGAGCAGAGCCCAGGAAUGCCUUAUGUGGAUCGGCAGAACCGAAUCUGUGGGUUUCUGGACAUCGAGGAGAAUGAGAACAGUGGCAAGUUUCUGCGGAGGUACUUCAUUCUGGACACCCAGGCCAACUACCUUCUCUGGUACAUGGACAACCCCCAGAACCUGGCAAUUGGGGCAGGAGCUGUUGGAUCUUUGCAGCUGACCUACAUCUCGAAGGUGAGCAUAGCUACCCCAAAGCAGAAGCCAAAGACUCCGUUUUGCUUUGUCAUCAAUGCCCUCUCUCAGCGGUAUUUUCUUCAAGCCAAUGACCAGAAAGAUCUGAAGGACUGGGUUGAGGCCCUGAAUCAAGCCAGCAAAAUCACCGUACCCAAACCUGGGAGCAUGCCCCUGGCGACCGAAGUUCUCAAAAACCUAGCAGUUCCCCCAGGCCUCGAGAAGAAGCCACAGGUGGCCUACAAGACAGAGAUCAUCGGAGGGGUAGUGGUGCAAACACUCAUCAACCAGAAUGGUGGGGAUGGGCAGGAAGGCGGUGAGCCAGGGUCCCACGCCAUCCUUCGAAGGUCUCAGAGUUAUGUCCCCACGACAGGCUGCCGUGUACCCACUGGCCCUCCCCUCAUUAAGAGUGGCUACUGUGUGAAGCAAGGGAACGUGCGCAAGAGCUGGAAACGUCGCUUCUUCGCACUCGAUGACUUUACCAUCUCCUACUUCAAGUGUGAUCAGGACCGAGAACCACUGCGAACUAUAUUUCUCAAGGAUGUUCUCAAGACCCAUGAGUGUCUGGUGAAAUCUGGGGAUCUGCUGAUGAGGGACAACCUGUUUGAAAUCAUUACAAGCUCCAGGACCUUCUAUGUACAGGCGAACAGUCCAGAAGACAUGCACAGCUGGAUUAAGGAGAUCAGGGCAGCUGUCCAGGCCCUCAAGUGCCACCCCAGAGAACUAUCCUUUUCUAGAUCCAUUUCUUUGACUCGCUCUGGAAGCUCCAGCCUCUCCGGUGGGCCCAACUCUGUCUUCUGCAGAGGGCGGCCACCUGUGGAAGAGAAAAAAGCCCUCUGCAAAGCCCCCUCUGUGGCCUCGUCCUGGCAACCCUGGACGCCUGUCCCCCAGGCCGGGGAAAAGCUCCAUCCAGCUGAAGAGACUCCUGAGGACUCUUUGUUCACUUCUCGACUUGGGGAGAGCAAUACGUCUGGGGUAUUGCCCAGCUCCCGGCUGAGGCACCGAUCGGAACCCCAGCACCCCAAGGAGAAACCAUUUAUGUUCAACCUUGAUGAUGAGAACAUACGGACUUCUGAUGUGUGA
Molecule: messenger RNA, 1477 nt
Organism: Pteronotus mesoamericanus
Lineage: Eukaryota; Metazoa; Chordata; Mammalia; Chiroptera; Mormoopidae
Gene: PLEKHA2
Product: pleckstrin homology domain containing A2
Exons: 12
Coding region: 200-1477 (425 amino acids)
Source: RefSeq, a predicted model, not a curated record